CCCUUUCACUUCCUGCUUCCUAUCCUACUGUCUGUUUUGAGGAUUGUGUGGCUGCCGAAAAUCGGUUGCAUCUCGCUAACAAACAGAAUGGGCUACAAAUGACAGAGUUCUGAGUACUAUUUCAUGCCAAUCUUGUCAAUACACCUGCCAAAAGCAUCUGAUCUUAAUCAUCUGUGUAAAUGUAAGCGGUUGGGAAAACUGCUACCUCGACAUCAACGAUGCAGUUCUCUCCCACCAACGGAGAUUUUACCUUCGUCUCUUCGGCUGGAGCUGAAGAGCUGAGUGGUACAAUCGAUGCUCCAGCAGAUAUUAAGCUGAACAUGGGCAGCGAUACAAAAGAUGCAUAUGCCACCACCUUUCUGAGACAGCGAGGGUAUGGGUGGCUACUGGAAGUCGAAGAGGAGGACUCGGAAGACACCAAGCCCCUUCUAGAAGAGCUCGACAUUGACUUGAAGGAUAUCUACUACAAGAUUCGCUGUGUGCUGAUGCCAAUGCCCUCUCUGGGCUUCAACCGACAAGUUGUGCGAGAUAACCCUGACUUUUGGGGGCCUCUGGCCGUCGUCUUACUCUUCUCCAUGAUCUCAAUUUAUGGCCAGUUCAGGGUUGUCUCUUGGAUCAUUACAAUUUGGAUAUUUGGAUCGUUGACCAUUUUUCUGCUAGCAAGAGUCCUCGGUGGAGAGGUUUCUUAUGGACAGGUUCUUGGAGUGAUUGGAUACUCACUGUUGCCACUCAUCGUCAUAGCCCCUUUGCUAUUGGUCAUCGGGGGAUUUGAUAUUGUUUCAACACUAGUUAAGCUGUUUGGUGUAUUUUGGGCCGCCUACAGUGCUGCUUCUCUUCUUGUCGGAGACGAGUUCAAAACGAAGAAGCCGCUCCUCAUCUACCCCAUAUUCCUCCUGUACAUCUACUUCCUCUCCCUCUACACUGGUGUCUGACGAGGCACUGUAAAAUGGACAUUCUCCUGUAGCACCAUGACAAGUGGUGGAUAGUCCUCGAAGAAUAUGAAGCCCACCGGAUCGAUGGGCAAUGCUUUUUUUUUCCCUUUUAUGUUACUUUACUUUCUUUUUUUAAAAAGAAGAAAUAAGAUUAAUGUUUUUAUUACCCUGUGGACAGACUUGGAAAUAGGGGGUGAACGUUUAUUUGAUGCCAUGGUGUUAAAAUUCAUGCUAUUUUUUUUCACGAAAUAAAACACCAUUGCAUUUUAUUGUGUA
Messenger RNA from Engraulis encrasicolus (European anchovy), 1208 nucleotides. It is a transcript of the gene yipf4, whose product is annotated as Yip1 domain family, member 4. NCBI's taxonomy places the organism in Eukaryota, Metazoa, Chordata, Actinopteri, Clupeiformes, Engraulidae. The record is from RefSeq and is a predicted model, not a curated record. Bases 219 to 932 code for a protein of 237 amino acids. Gene Ontology annotation, biological process: vesicle fusion with Golgi apparatus; endoplasmic reticulum to Golgi vesicle-mediated transport. Gene Ontology annotation, cellular component: trans-Golgi network; membrane. The transcript has 6 exons.